Molecule: messenger RNA, 1446 nt
Organism: Dipodomys spectabilis (banner-tailed kangaroo rat)
Lineage: Eukaryota; Metazoa; Chordata; Mammalia; Rodentia; Heteromyidae
Product: sperm motility kinase Z-like
Exons: 1
Coding region: 1-1446 (481 amino acids)
Biological process (GO): intracellular signal transduction; protein phosphorylation
Cellular component (GO): cytoplasm
Molecular function (GO): protein serine/threonine kinase activity; ATP binding
Source: RefSeq, a predicted model, not a curated record
AUGGCAGAAUACAGCGAAUUAUCUUCAAGCUCCUCGGAGGAUGAAGAGAUCAUUGAACAAUACCAUAUGAAGGAGAUCAUUGGUUAUGGCAGCUUUGGAUAUGUGAAACUAGCCUAUCACCGCCUCACAGGCACCCAAGUGGCAGUGAAAAUACUCCUGAAGGGUGAGUUCUACAAUCAUCGGAUCAAAAAUGAGGUGGACAUUAUUAAGACUGUACAUCACCCACAUGUAAUCAGGUUGUACCAGGUUAUGGAGAAGGACGAGCAUGUGUACCUAGUUAUGGAGCUGGCCACCAAGGGAGACCUCCUAGGGUGGAUCCGAAAAUCCAGCCGUCUAUUCGAGGAUGAAGCUAGGAGACUCUUCAAACAGAUUGUGAGUGCUGUGCAGUACUUUCACCGGAAUGGAAUUGCACACCGAGACCUUAAGCCCACCAACAUCCUGUUGGAUGCCAAAGGCAAUGCCAAGGUCAGUGACUUUGGCCUGAGCAUCCGGACCACGCCAGGGCAGUUGCUGAAGGAUGUAUGUGGUGCCUUGAUAUUCCGUCCCCCUGAAAUGUUCCUGCGUGAAAAUUAUGAUGGUUGUAAGGUGGACAUCUGGACCUUGGGUGUCCUUUUGUAUUUUAUGCUAACAGGAAAAUUCCCAUUUCAGGGGAUCAAUUUUAGCCAGAUACAGGUACUGGUCCUGGAGGCUAGGUACAUUGCUCCAUUUUACCUGUCUGCAAAAGGGCGGAAUAUCAUCUUCCAAUUGCUAACUGCAGACCCAAAGCAGAGGCCCAGUAUCGAACAAAUAAUUGAGCACCCAUGGCUCAACCAAGUUGAGGAAUGUGCCCCGUGUUCUGAUGAGCCACUGCCCAGUGAGCUGGAUCCCAUUAUUGUUGCAGUAAUGUGUGACAUGGGGUACAAUCUAGCUGAGAUCUGCAAAUCUAUUCUGGAUAGAGCAUUCAAUGAAGCCAUGGGCACAUACCUUGUAAUAAAAGAACACUUGAAGAAGACUGUCACCAGUGUUAAAACAGUGCCUUUGACUGUUCCACCAUGCCCAACUCCUGAAGACCUUUCUGCCUUCCCUCUCCCUCCACGAAGGACAGCCAGUUUACCUACUCAGCUUAACACCAUCAUCUCAUCUGAAUUUCACUUGCCCUAUGAUGACAAGCAGUCACCAACGAAGAGAGGCCUAAGUGUUACUCUGCCUGCCAUUCCCCUCUGCUUCCUGCAAAAGAUUCCCAGUUCCAGUGUAAGCCCAUGCCAUGACUCUAUGCUUUCUCAUAACUGUUAUUUCUUUUUGAGCAGCAAUGAGCGAUGUGGAUCAGAGGAAAACACCCUUUCCUCUGGGCAGCUGAAUGAUGAGUUCACAGAUUCUAGCUUGAAUAGAUGGGGCUGGAGGAGGGUGGCUCACAGCAUAGCCACCAUUCUUCGCAGAAUAUGCUGCUGUAUGCAGGCCCCAAAGUAA